GCUGUGACUCGGCGUACAAAGAGCAAAGCUAUAAACUGUUCAAGCAACAUGCUACAAACCUUAUUUGUCACAUGAAGCUGGUGGUUCACUCAGUGAGGAGGCACUUGGACAGAAGUGAUGACCCCAUCCACAGAAAUGGUCUGCUGGUUCUGCUGAAACAGGUCCAGUCAUCUCGAACCAAAGUGAGUGAGUCAGUCAGAGACAUGCUUCUCGGUUCCAGUCUAAAUGUGGAGGUGUAUUCUACUUUUUCAGAUCAUGUCUUCAUGGCUAUUCAGCAUUUUAAAGUGUUAAGAAAUGGACUUGACGGACAGCAGCAUCCACCUCUCCUGAGCCCGCUGCGAGAAGAGGCCCGUCAGCCGGAAAUCUCACGGACAUGUGUGCCAGUCAAAGACGCCUGUGACCUGAACCUGGAUCAUAUGAGAAGAGGCUGUCCUGUUUUAGACGUUAUGGAGAGGGAUUCCCAAACCGAACAUGAGGAGGAACACUCACACGAGGAACGCUUAGAAGAUGAACUGGCUCAUAAAUACGACUUUGAUGAUUUACAGAUCGCAGCUGUCUCUGUUGAGCCCAAAAUGAUCCACAAACCUCUUGAAUUUGACCUUUUACCCCUCUUGUAUGAAGUCGUGACCGUUACUAAAGGGAAAGACGUGACAGCACUCAACCGGGCCUGCACUGGUGUUUUUGAGCUGUCAAACUGUUACGCUCAAGCUGCAAAGGAAGCCUCGGCCAUUGUUGAUGCGGUCGAUUGUCAGACGUUGGAACGUUUUCGAGCAGAGCUGGUGUCCCUGACUCCGCUGCUCGUCCAGACAGCUCAGGAAACGGCGAUGAGCUCAUCGAUGAGCACGGAGUGCGUCUACAAACACAGCGUACAGUUUUCUGACCUUAUCACCAACACCCGAAAGGUUUUACUGCCAGUAGCUGGAACCUGGUAUAAUGCUGUUUACACUGAGCUGCAAGGGAAUCUGCCGACAACGGCAGCCACCGUUACGCAGCAACUACAUGAAGUGAUGACUUUAUGUGCUGAAGUCGUCCGGCUCUUGACAUCGUCGGAUUUAACCUCGCAAAGCAACGGUCAAGAAACGUUCAGCGUUUUACACAACAAGCUGAACAAAGCCCAAAACAACACAAAGUAUCUGAUAGAGUGUUCCACCUCGUUGAAAGGACAGCUAGGUCAACUAGAGGGACUCUGUAUCCUCUGGGGCCUGUCUAUUCAGGUUUUGUUGAAUUCUCUUGAUAAGAUUUUGGGAACAUCAACUGCGAUGAACCAGUUGAGCCCUCAGAAACAGCUAUCGGUAUUGGCAGAGAGUUCGCUUCGAAUCCAAGAGGCAGCGAGGCUAACCAGCCUGAACUGUAGAAGUGCUUACAAAUCCAAACAGUUAGCAGGAUACCAGGAUGAACUAAAACCCCUGACUGAAGCCUAUCUCAAAGCUGCAGAAGAGCUUGACAUAAUUCCCAGUGUCAUGCAACUUGCAAAAUCGGAUUUCAUCCAGAGACACCUUUUGAUUAAAAUCAGAGUGCUUUCUUCUCAUUUAAGCAAGGCAAACAAUGAUUAUGACGCAGCACUUCAAAAUAUUGUCCGCAUUGCUUAUUGUGCUGCUGAACACUUUUGGGAGAACAGCACGGAGGAUGUGGAGCAAACAUUUGACAACGCAGCUCAAGCGCUGUUUGAAAAUGUCCAAACUGCGACCAAAAGAGUGGAGGACUGCUUGCACUUCAUCCGCGACCCACAUGCUCGCUCCAACCUGAGGUCGAUCAACGACCGCCUGUCUUUUCAGAUCUCAGACAUCAUCAGCAGGGCGAGGCUCAUGGUAGAGACUCACUAUAUCUGUGACACACUCAGUCUGGACGUGCAGAUACAGUGCUGGUCCGCCAGAGCUCACUAUGUGACGGAGGAGCUCAGGAAGCAGGAUGGGAUUCACCGAGAGGCUAAAGAGCACAUCAGGGCUGGCCUACAGGGCAGGACACAUAUCAAAGAAGUGUUGGCUGCAGUCCCGUCUAAAGUCAAAGAAGUGGAAUUUCCCUUUGACAUGACAAUGGCAUCAUGGCAGAGAGGCAACACAGACAGCAACGAUGCUGCAGAACCAAAUAUUAACGUGGCAAUUGUGGCAAAAUAUGGACUUGGAAAUAUUGGAAAUGACGGUGUCAGAUCUGGAGCAUUCAAAGAGGCUCCUUCGCUGACCUUCACAUCCCUUUUUCUAAAGCAAGAAAGUGACAGCUGGGAUCCCAAGGACAACAGAAUUGUCCAGAUGACCAGAAAGAUGGCUGACACACUAUGUUACAUGAGUCAGUACCUGAAGAAGAAAGGCCCAAUACUGAAUAAAGAGGCAUUUGUCACUGCAGCCAAAGAUGUGAUCUCAAGCUGCCAGUCAGUAACUCAGUUCAUCAGAGUUAUUGCCAACCACUGCCUGGAUAAACAGUGUGCAGGUGAACUCUCCCUCAUAGUUGAGCAGAUUCUCACCAUCACAAACCAGCUUAGCAUCAUCUCCAGUGUCAAUGCUGUAACACCCGGGUGCAAAUCUUCUGAUGAGAUCCUGGUGAAGAACUCUCAAAAUCUACUGCAGACGGUGCUGCGUGGGGUCCAUGCUGCAGAGACGGCCUGCAUCACAGGUUUGAAGCAGCCUGAACCAAACUCAGAUGGUGCCGAGGCUACAGCCUUGUGUUUCCAGUGGAAGAGGAAACUGGAGAUCCAUCGAGCCCAGCACACCUCCAACCCAGAGACUGAUGAGCUGGGUUUGAGGAAGACCUCAACCCACCCAGUAGCACCCAGUCUGGCCCCGCCAGUUGGCUUCAAGUGAUUUGUGUCUCACGGAAUAAUAAGCAUAACAUAGAUGAAAUAUUUUGUUUUCUAUUUGAAAUAAUAUAUAAUUUGAUAUAAUAUAGGCUCCAGCGCCCCCGCGACCCUAAUGAGGAUAAGCGGUAUUGAAAAUGGAUGGAUGGAUAUAAUAAUAAUAAUAUAAUAAUGUGAAACCCACUUAAUCCCGAGACGGAGCUUUUCACAGACGGUCAUGCUCAAGGACACUUCAGCAAGAAAGUAUCAAAUAUGUUAUUGAUCCUUAUAUUUGAUAUAACGCUGGACAUGUUACUGAUUGUAUUAUGUUCACUAAAAUGAGACAUGGUGUAUGUUAUAUUGU
Messenger RNA from Cyclopterus lumpus (lumpfish), 3131 nucleotides. RefSeq lists its product as uncharacterized. The record is from RefSeq and is a predicted model, not a curated record. The transcript has 5 exons. The coding region runs from base 72 to 2795 and encodes 907 amino acids. NCBI's taxonomy places the organism in Eukaryota, Metazoa, Chordata, Actinopteri, Perciformes, Cyclopteridae. Gene Ontology annotation, molecular function: actin filament binding; beta-catenin binding. Gene Ontology annotation, cellular component: adherens junction; catenin complex. Gene Ontology annotation, biological process: cell migration; cell-cell adhesion.